Messenger RNA from Chlamydomonas reinhardtii, 912 nucleotides. RefSeq lists its product as uncharacterized. The coding region runs from base 183 to 545 and encodes 120 amino acids. The record is from RefSeq and is a predicted model, not a curated record. The transcript has a single exon. NCBI's taxonomy places the organism in Eukaryota, Viridiplantae, Chlorophyta, Chlorophyceae, Chlamydomonadales, Chlamydomonadaceae.
GUUGACAACAUGCUGCUGUUGCCGUUUCAGCAGCAUUUUGUCAUUUAUCACCAUAGUCACACCAAGGCUAGGUUUGUGUGCUACUACAUUGCGUCAGAAGACUUGGAGGCCUCGGCGUGAAUCUUAUCGCCAAGAUGACGAUUCGUGUUUCACAUACUUUCUGUUCUACAGAUACGGCUAUCAUGUCCCAGAGGAGCUCUAGCUCUGGUUCAAGCUUUGACAGCGCCGCUGGAAAGCGCUUCCCUGCUUUCGUGGUGAAGCCCAAGAUGCAGGGCGAGUCCUACAGCGUGUGCUACGCGCAGUUCUCGUUCGGCUUAGGGCUGGGUGACACCAAGGAGGAGGCGUUGGAAGACGCUGAGUAUGUGCUGGCCUACGGGCUGCACAUGGUGGCGGACGAGGCGCCCAUCCCUGAGCCCGUCGCCCUGAAGGACGCGAAGGAGCUGGCCCGGAACAGGCUCUCAAAGCUAGGUCUCCGGGAGGAGGACGUUGAGUGGGUCACAGUCGAGGUCAAGCCUGAGGCUAUCAAGGACGAAGUCUGGGACUAAGCGGGGCAAGCAAGGCGUGUACGCUCCAAGUGCCUGGAAGUGCACCAACUCGGAUGUCAAGUGCAGUCUGUGAAGGCAUAUUAAAUGAGAUGCUAGCGAGUAGAUGGGCCGGGAGCAGGAGUAAAGUGUAGUGGAUAUAUCUCAGGCCUCAAUUGGUAAUGUCGACAGUUGGUGUGUGCGAUGGGACAGGGUUUAGGCAGGUUGGCGAGGUCCCGUAGGGUGCAGCUGACGCCCACACCCCAAGCAGACGGCAAACAAUUUGCAGCGGCAGAGCAGAAGUGCAUGGCUGGUCGAACGCCGGAGUUACUGUACCGACAAGUUGCUGGCUGGCUGGAAGUUUGCUGAUGCGCAUUCCUCACGCUCCGGG